GAUGCCUGGACAAGGAGGGAGAAGCAAUGGGAGUCAUUCCGUCCCGAGGUGCCGCCCAUUCCUAUCUCCGGACGCCUCUUCCCAAAUCCUGCGGCCUCUGACAAAUGCCUCACAAUGUCUGGGCUGACCUCGAAAAUUCAGGGCCCAGCUCCUAACAUGCAGGUGUCACCAGAGAGAGAGAUGCAUCACUGUGCCCAGCACCAUAGCUCUGGCUCAGAGAGUUUGCCUGAGAAAGCAGCAGGCAGAAAACAGAAGGUGCGAGUUGCUCCCGAAGGAACUGACUUCAUGUGCAACAGAGCUCGGAGAAGUCCAUGCCUAAGCGCACUCUCCAGAACAGCGGAGGUUGUGCUGAAAGGCAACUGGGAGGUGACGGAGAGCCUGGGAGGUGUGGGCUACACUGGAGGCCAGCAAGUCUGCCAGAGAGAAACGGAAAAAAAGACAGCUGAGAAGAGCUCUCCUGGGGUCAGAACAAAGCUCAAUAUCUUCUUUGACAAAGAAUGUAACAUCAAAAUAGCCAACUAUGGGUUUAGUUCAACAUUUGCAAAGAGAGACAACAUUGCAAAGAGAACGUUUAAUGGGACUCUCCCUUAUGCAGGCCCAGAACUCUUCCUGGGCCAUGGGUACCAAUGCCCAGCCAUCAACAUUUGGAGCCUUGGCAUCAUCAUAUGCAAAAUGGUGGCUGGGGCCCUGCCAUUUUAUGAGCAGAACUGUAAGGAUAUACUGAAAAAAAAAAAACAAAACUAAAAACUAAAAACAAUAUGCUACUUUUUUAUUCAUUUUAUGGAAAAAAAUAUUUAAA
Molecule: messenger RNA, 799 nt
Organism: Pongo pygmaeus (Bornean orangutan)
Lineage: Eukaryota; Metazoa; Chordata; Mammalia; Primates; Hominidae
Product: serine/threonine-protein kinase kin-29-like
Exons: 2
Coding region: 115-744 (209 amino acids)
Biological process (GO): protein phosphorylation; microtubule cytoskeleton organization; intracellular signal transduction
Cellular component (GO): cytoplasm
Molecular function (GO): tau-protein kinase activity; ATP binding
Source: RefSeq, a predicted model, not a curated record